Messenger RNA from Physella acuta, 2934 nucleotides. RefSeq names its product toll-like receptor 4. Lineage: Eukaryota; Metazoa; Mollusca; Gastropoda; Physidae. The record is from RefSeq and is a predicted model, not a curated record. Gene Ontology annotation, biological process: signal transduction. Gene Ontology annotation, cellular component: plasma membrane. Gene Ontology annotation, molecular function: signaling receptor activity; protein binding.
AUGACAGGAUAUGUGACAAUGACAGGACCUGUGACAAUGACAGAAUCUGUGACAAUCUGUGACAAUGACAGGAUCUGUGACAAUGACAGAAUCUGUGACAAUGACAGGAUAUGUGACAAUGACAGGACCUGUGACAAUGACAGGAUCUGUGACAAUCUGAUCUGUGACAAUGACAGGACCUGUGACAAUGACUGGAUCUGUGACAAUCACGGGAUCAGUGACAAUGGCCAGAGAUUUAACAGAACUGAUGAAAAACUGAAAAAAAAGAUGAGGCCAUUAUAUUCUUUACUUGUCCUGUUUGUGAUGUCACGCCUUGCCUACACGACUCUGAUGUUUAAAAACAUCAACUUGGACCUGAGCGACACAAAACGGCAAGAUGACGAAACAAACAUUGAUCAUCACCCGGAGCUUGAAGGAAUUGGAAAAAUCGACUGUCGCGCACAAGACGUCGUUGACGUUUCAAAUACGAGCACACAUCGAUGUAAGAUAAUCGGGGUUUGUGCAGAGUGUCCCAAUUUAGGGUUAACUGUCGUACCGAACGAUCUACCUACAGACAUUAUCAAACUGAAUUUAUCGUUCAACCAGCUUGAAUUGAUUCCAGAUUUUGCGUUUGACAGGUACCGAAAAUUGGAGUAUAUUUUUAUAAACAGUAAUAAAUUAACACGUUUGUAUCCUUCCGCGUUUGCCAACUUAACAGUUCUCAAAGUUUUAGAUUUAUUUAACAAUUCUCUGGAGAUGACAGGGACUACUUUCCCAGAUGAGGUUUUUAGCUCUUUAAUAUCUGUUGUGUCUCUCAGAAUAAGCCGAAAUAAUCGCGAGUUAAAUAAAACAGAGCUAGCUUACCCGGAUGUUGCUCUAUCGCGCAUGACAGCUUUGCAGACUUUAUAUUUAGACGGGUUAGAGAUUAAGAAAUCACCGACGGCCUUUGGUCGAGGUUUUCGAAAUUUAACAAAGCUACAUACACUUAUGUUGUCGGGAGGAAAUCCCAGUUUCGGAUUUUGUAACUUGAGAAGUCUUUACAACAAUACUUUUGAGAAUCUAGGUCAGGUGGGUAUUCUGCGUUUACAAAAUUGUGGGCUAUUUGGAGACAGGAUCGAAGCUGAUGCAUUCAAGCCUCUGAUUAACCUGCAGAUACUGAAUCUAAUUUUCAAUGAAAAUAUCAACGCAGAUUCUUUAGGUAAUGUUUUUUACGGGUUAAGAAACUCGAGGAAAUUGGAGCGCCUAUAUAUCAACAGGAUAGUGAAUCGGUAUUCACUAAGCAUUUGUUUUGAGAGUUCAUGGUUGAAAUAUAUCCCAAAAAGUAUAACUUACCUCGAGGCCCGAGAAAACCAGCUAGAAGGAAUGGACAGAAACACAAUUCGAAUGCUGCCUCCUAACAUUGAGUACCUCGACCUUAGCGGAAAUCUAUUUCGGUUUGGUACCUACUUUCAAGAUCUUCACGUGAUGAAGAACCUCCAACGUCUCUUCAUCAACGGCAUCAACACUAAUUACGUCAUCCCUUAUUCGUAUCCGGCGGUCGGACAUGACGUCAUUAGAAACGCCUCGUGCCAUCUGUACAAGGAGACCAACGGUCUAGGGGGUAAAAAUUUCAUCCUGAAACUUCCGCCUAGGUUAGAGAGGAUCCAAAUGAACAACGCGGGGUUAAUGUACAGGCUGACUGAGCUUCAUGUAGACCCAAACAACAGCUUAAACAGCUUGAGCUUAAGGUUUAACAACUUCCCCAGCUUAGAAGGUCCCAUCACGGGCCUCAACGCGUUGAAAUUCCUAGACUUAUCCUAUUGCUACAUCAAGAAGAUCCUGCCGCAGUUUUUCCAGAAUUUCAGCUCUCUGCAGUAUCUGUAUCUGCAAGGCAACGCGUUGGGGGAUUUUUUUUACGGGAACAGGAAUAUCAAAUCGUUUUUUUAUCUGAGUAAUUUAAAAGUGCUCAACAUGUCGUACUGCAACAUCUAUGACCUCCGACCCGCCGUGUUUUCCGAACAGCGGAAUUUGACCAAACUCUCCCUGGAACACAACCCGCUGGAUAAAUUCGACGUCAACAUCACCCACAUGUGGAGCUUGACCCUGCUCAACCUCAGCUCCACCCACGUAACCACUCUCUCCCCGGCAACCCGACGCCACGUCGACCAGCUCCACGACAACAACAUCAACACGACCUUAAACCUCGCCGAAACCCCCAUCGCAUGCACGUGCGAGAAUUUAAACUUCCUUAUAUGGAUGUCGAAAUCCCAAGCUUUCACUAGCGGGUUCAAAGGAUACAUCUGCGUCUUUCCUGACUUCUCCAACGCUAAUUUAGCCACAAGUUAUCAAGAUAUUUUAAAGACGUUAACCAGAAAAUGCACAUCCAAUGCCGUUUUAUUUUUCAUCGUCGGCUCCUGUACCGCUGUAAUGAUUGGUGUCAUUAUAGGCCUCCUGCUGUACAGAUUUAGAUAUAAUCUAAAAUACUUGUACUACGCAGCGUACACCCGUUACCAAAACAAGAAUCACGACGACGCCGCACAGUUUCAGUACGAUGCGUUUAUCUGCUACGCCGAAGAAGACGUGGGUUUUGUGAACAAUUUCUUAAAAAACGAACUCGUCGCUAGAGGGUUGAAGCUCUUCAUCCACUCUGAAGAUUUCACUGCGGGUGAGUACAUCUCGUCAAAUAUCGUGAGGGCUGUAUGCGCGUGCAGGAAGACCGUGGUCCUGUUGACACGUGACCUAGUGGCCAGCACCUGGUGUAUGUUUGAGAUUGAGAUGGCCAAGAUGGAGGCCGUGUACAGUGGCCGGCAGGUGUUGCUGUUCGUCAUCAUGGAGAAGCUACCCAAAGGUCAGAUCGGCAGGGACCUGCUGUACAACGUCAAGAACAACACGUACCUGGAGUUUCCUGGGGACCAGAGCGAGGCUGAGGUCAUGGUCAGGUGGUGGGACAAGCUGGCCAGCGACAUCAUGCACUAA